AUGGUGGAGAAUGGCAGUGGGACAGAUACAGCGGCCAGGUCGACGGUGCUUCAUGCUAAACCGGUGACAACCGGCUUCUUCAGUGGGUGGUGGCGUCGGCGACAAACUGAACCGACGACGGUUGCCAACAAUGACGACCAUUCGUGGGAGAUAAAAAAUCUAGGGUUUACCUUUGUAGGAGAAGAAAUCGAGCAAAGAGGGGUUAUGCCGGAGGAGCUAUGCUGUCGGAGAGGGAAGGAACGCCGGAAAAGGGGUGAACGAGCCGGAGAAGGGACGAGCAACGAGGGGUGGUUUUGGGUAGCGUUCACAGAAGACGAAGGUGGGAAGACAGAAGCGAGGAGUGUAGGAGUCGAUCGCUAA
Lactuca virosa is the source of this 360-nucleotide messenger RNA. The record is from the annotation of a GenBank genome assembly. NCBI's taxonomy places the organism in Eukaryota, Viridiplantae, Streptophyta, Magnoliopsida, Asterales, Asteraceae.